GCUUGAAUGAAAAGGCUCAGUUUAAGCAUGUUACCAUUUGAAACGGACGUACUGUUGGGAGAAGUCACUAAAAACUGUCACAGAGUCAUGCCAAAAGUGGUACCUGACCAGAGAUCGAAAUUUGAUAAUGACGAACUAUUUAGAAAACUUUCCCGAGAAGGCGAGAUAAAAUAUACUGGAUUUAAAGAUCGGCCUCUUGAAGAGAGACAGCUUAGAUUUCAAACAGAAUGCCGAGAAGGCCACGCUGACCUGGCGUUCGUCGCAACAGGAAUAAAUUUACAGUUACAGUUUACACCAAAUGCUUGGUCAGAAAAUCCAGAUGACCGGGUACCAACUCCAGAAUUUGUAAAUUUUGACAGAGAACCAGGAAAAGUUCAUUUAAAGUCACAGUUUAUACUAAAUGGUGUAUGUGUGAUAUGGAAAGGCUGGGUAGAUUUAAGUAGGUUAGAUGGUAUAGGCAGUAUAGAAUACGAUGCAGAAAGAGCAAUGGUAGAAGAUAAUUUAUUACGCCAACAAAUGGAUCAGUAUCAAAGACAAUUACAAGAUUUUGAAAAUCGGCAGCGUCACUACCGGGAGGAGCAAGAAAGGAGAGCAGAGGCAGAAGCUGAGGAGGGAGGAUUAGGUCAUGUUGUCAAAUCUGAGAAUCCACCCAGUUAACGAUGGUUUAUAGUCUAGUCUACAACCAACUUGAUUAUGUUGUUGAAAAUGAUUUUUAAACAGAUGGAUGUAUUACACCGCUAGUUUCAAAAGCCAGCGAUCUGUUUAGAAAACAUUCAGCUGUGAUUUUUUACUUUAUCAAAAAGUAAAAAAGGUGAACAUUUCAAUGCUUGGGGGAGUAAAGUGCUUGGAAGUCGUUGUUGUUGUUGUUCAGAUACUGUAAUCCGCAGGAUAAUUCCGCAUUGUCAUGGUAACUGUUGCAAAAUGAAUAUUGGUAUUAAGUGAUCUGUGGACCAGACCUAGAAUGGACAUUCACAACAUGGGAAAGCAAAACAGACUGCGAACCAACAGUGUUCAUCAUUCAAGACUUUGUUUAGCAACAGUGAACCAAAAUGAUUGCGACUCAAGGACUUGUUUAGUUGCUAAUGAUAUUAACUGUAAACCAUUCAAAAAUGUUCAUGAUUCAAGGACAUUGUUUAGAAUAAUGAAUUAUCAAAUGUGAAUCAAAAUGUUCAUGAUUCAAAGACAUUGUUUAGAAUAAUGAAUUAUUAAAUGUGAAUCAAAAUGUUCAUGAUUCAUGGACAUUAUUAGCAGCUUAUGUUAUUAACUGUAUAUCAAUAUGUUCAUUAUUCAAGGACAUUGUUUAGUGGCUAAUAAUGUGUGCUGAACCGGCAAUGUUCUUGACUGAAGCAUAUUGUUAUGCAGCUAAUAAUAUAUUAUAUUUUUGUUGAAUUUUACAUUUUUUGUUGAUUCUCUAAAGUGUUGUCUAAUUGUUAAGUUAAAAUGAGUGCCUGGCUAUGUAAAAUAUGGACAAAAUUGUCAAUUCUAAGUUCUAUACAAGUACUGUGUUCCUCGUUGGGGCCAUUAUAUUCUAAUUAGUGAACUUUAAUCAUAUCACAGUGACUGUCAUAGUGCUCUGGUAUUUACUAAUGACUAAAUCAAUUUCAUUGUUUGCAAAUAAGGAUGGAUGGGGUAGAGUGGAGUGAUAUUUAUUAGGAUGGAAUAUUUAUAUGGGGUACAGAGUAUACUGCUUUAUGAUUAUCUUAAUUUCUGCUAGCUCCAGUAAUAGUGAUGUGGUCAGUUUCUAUUUUACUGUCAGUCAAACAGCUGCUGGGUGUGGUCUCUGUUUACCAAACUCUUAGCUCACUUUUGUCAGACAAGAACACCUUGCACUUGCUUUUACAGAAAUCUGAAAAAUUAAUUGUAUACUUUGUUUGCAAAAAGGCUUUUCAAUUUUGUACAAGAUUUAUUAAUUUAGAUCUCUAAGAGUAGGGUUAGUUGGGUUUUACAGCGAAUCUACACAAAAUGGUCAUAUAUCGCCAAGUACUCGAAGAGUAGGAGUAAGACAGUUUCAGAAAAAUAUGUAUGACCUUUUUCACCAUUUGUGGCCUAUUUUUGCACCAGUAUUAAUACUUUCAGCUAUGACUGUUAAUUCAACUUUUUCCAAAGUUAAGACCUGAUCUGGUUGGCUGUCCUGAGUUACAGUUCAGAAAUUGACCACUGGCAUGACUGCAUUCAGGGACUGGUUCAUAACCUCUCUGUAUGGUCAACAGUUUUCACAUAGUCUAUGUCAUGUUAACUUAAUACACCCUAGCUUUUUAUCAGUUAGAUAGUAGACUUAUUUCAAACAUACUAAAGGGGAAUGCCAUCAGAUUUUUUGGUAACAAGGUCUUUCUCUUUGAACAUAAAACAAAAAUAUUCGUAAUACUGUAAAAUCAUUUAAUUUCGUGGGCAUGAAAUGUCGUGGCUUUGGUCAAAACGGCAAUUUUGUGGGGAUAUGAAUUCGUGGAUUUCUUUUGAACAUAAUAUGAAUGGGAAUUUUACUUGUUCGUUGGGAUUAAAUUUUGUGGACUGACUCAACCACGAAAUACAGGAUAAUUAGUCCCUCAAGAAUAUUAAUGAUUUCACAGUAUACGGUACACCAUCCGAAAGAACUCCUAGGGAGGUAAUAUAAACGUAUUAAAUUUUCAAAAUUUUGUUUAUCGUCUUGAAACACAAAGGAUUUUGUUUCUUAAUUUCAGAAGUUUCGGUAUAAAAUUGCAGUUUUUAGCUUCAUUUUCUGAUUGAUAAACAUGAAACUUUGAAAAUCAUAAAAUUUUGAAUAAUAUUUUUUUUUUUUAGAUUUUAAUUGGCCAGAAUUUUACAUAGAGAUAACACAGUUUUGACUGUGUUUUGCUGACCAUUAAAUUGAUAUUAUUAAGAAUAUCAUUAAAAUUGAAAGAAUUCCUGCUGUCUUUAGAAUUAUGUAUUAUGUAUGUCAAAAUCUUGUUUAAUAAGGUUGAUAUUUAUGAAAAACUAUGUUGCUUAUUUGCUGGUCAAACUGUAUUUUUGUUUUGUUUAGAAAGUGCUUUUGUCAUUAACUAGCAAAAACAUAGUCAUAUAAUAUAUGAGCUGCACCAUGAGAAAACCAACACCUUGUAUUUGCAACCAGCAUGGAUCCAGACCAGCCUGCGCAUCUGUGCAGUCUGGUCAGGAUUCAUGCUGUUCACUUUCAAAGCCUAUUGCAAUUAGAGAAACCGUUAGCGAACAUUAUGGAUCCUGACCAGACUGCGCGGAUGUGCAGGCUGGUUUGGAUCUGUGCUGCUUGCAAAGGCACUAUGUUGGUUUUCUCAUGGCACGGCUCAUAUUCAGACAUUUGCAAACUCUAGAAAGUAUUCCUGUAGGGUCAGGAAAUUUUAGGAGAUUUCUGAUAUUAUAUCUAAAAUGUUUCGGAAUUUUUCGUUAGAUAUGUGAAGAUCCCACCUUCAGUCCAUAAAGAAAUAAAGCAGCUAUUGCUUUGAAAUAAGAAUGUGUGUGUUGUUAAUUAUAUUAAAAUGAUGUGUACAGCAUCCUGGUACGUAUUCCAUGUAUGUUGAUUAUACGUAAAAAUGUAUUUGAUAUUCAAAAACAUUUUAUUUAUUUUCAUACGUGUUUUAAAGCAUUCUAUAUGUAUAUAUUUAUGACCUUAGGGUGUUUGUGUGGUGUGAUAGAUUUUGAAAUACAAGGAAAUUAAAUUAUAAAUCUAUGUUAACUCGAAAACAUUUACACAUAAGCAAAAUGUUAAGUCUUGAAUAAAUUUCAAAAUUUUUUCUGUCAUUAAGAUAUUUCUGCAUAUUUUUGUUACACUAUAAGUGAAGAUAACAUCAUUUAUUUGGAAAACCAAGUAUAAACCACAGAAAUUUAAAACAUGCUGCAAAUAAAGAAUAUUUUUAAUCCCCCGCCACGAGUGGUGGGGGUUAUAAGAAUGGUCUCCGUCCGUAACAUUUCAUGUCCGCUCUGUAUCUCCUAAACCCCUUGAAGGAUUUUCAUGAAACUUGGGUCAAAUGAUCACCUCAUUAAGAUGAUGUGCAGAACUUACGUGUCAGCCAUGUUGGCUCAAGGUCAAGGUCACAACUCGAGGUCAAAUGUUUGAGCCUUCAAUUUUAUGUCCGUAAAUCCAUUGAAGGAUAAUCAUGAAACAAGGUCAAGGUCACAACUCAAGGUCAAAGGUUUGAGCCUUCCAUUUUGUGUCCGCUCUGUAUCUCCUAAACCCCUUAGAGGAUAAUCAUGAAACUGGGGUCAAAUGAUCACCUCAUCAAGACGAUGUGCAGAACCCAUGAGUCAGCCAUGUUGGCUUAAGGUCAAGGUCGCAACUCAAGGUCAAAGGUUUGAGCCUUCCAUUUUGUGUCCGCUCUGUAUCUCCUAAACCCCUUGAAGGAUAAUCAUGAAACUUGGGUCAAAUGAUUACCUCAUUAAGACGAUGUGCAGAACUUAUGUGUCAGCCAUUUUGGCUCAAGGUCAAGGUCACAACUCGAGGUCAAAUGUUUGAGUCUUUAAUUUAGUGUCCGUUCUAUAUCUCCUAAAUCCAUUGAAGGAUAAUCAUGAAACUUGGGUCAAAUGAUCACCUUAUCAAGACAAUGUGCAGAACUUAUGAGUCAGCCAUGUCGGCUUAAGGUCAAGGUCACAAAGCAAGGUCAAAUGUUUGAGUGUUCCAUUUUGUGUCCUCUCUGUAUCUCCUAAAGCCCUUGAAGGAAUUUCAAGAAACUUGGGUCAAAUCAUCACCUCAUCAAGACGAUGUGCAGAACUCAUAAGUCAGCCAUGUCAGCUUAAGAUCAAGGUCACAACUCAGGGUCAAUGUUUGAGCCUUCCAUUUUGUGUCUGCUCUGUAUCUCCUAAACCCCUUGAAGGAUUUUCUGAAACUUGGGUCAAUUAAUCACCUCAUCAAGAAGAUAUGCAGAACCCAUGAGUCAGCCUUGUUGGUUCAAGGCCAAGGUCACAACUCAAGGUCAAAGGUUUGAGCCUUCCAUUUUAUGUCUGCUCUGUAUCUCCUAAACCCCUUGAAGGAUUUUAAUAUGUCUUGGCUGUAAUAUUCCCCUUUUCAAGACAAUGUGCAGAAUUCAAAAUUCACUCCUUCCAGCUUAAGGUCAAGGUCACAACUUGAUUGUUUAAUGGUUCCACCCAAUACCAUAAACCCUUUCACUAUCCAUAACAGUGGCGUAGGAUAUAGCUGUCUUUCAGACUGCCUUGUUUUAUUAAAAGUAGGUUAAUUACUGUUGUGAAGUCUUUGAUAAGAAGCAAACACAAAAUAUGUGAAUGCAACAGUGAUCACCUUAUCAAAGUUUGACUCUUCUUAAAACACUCCUUUUAGGUAUGACUGGUGGAAAUGAUCCUGUCUGAUGCAGUUAGAAAAAUGUUAAACCACAACUAUACUAUUGUUUAAUUGUCACUGCAAAUCUUUUCUGAUGAAAUCAUAGAUAUUUUUGUUCAUUUUUACACAGUCUAUAGUCUUGUUUUGGCUAUCGUUUUUCUUACUCAGUUUAUAGUCUAAAUGUCUUACUUUGUAAAUAUAAUCAAAUUUCUUAUUUAGUCUGUUGUUGAAAUUUAAUACUUUGUCUAUAGUCUAUAACCUGUUCUUACAUCAAAAUCUGUUGACUCAGUGUAUAGUUAAAAAUCUAUUUCUGGGUCUAAUGUUAAGUUUUGUACUUAUACUUAGUAUACAUAUUUUUUAUUUCUAAGUGAUCAUGUCUACUGUUUGAUCCAUGUAACAGGGUGUUUCUUGCACUGCAAGAUCUAUUUAGAUCUAUGAACUACAUCAUUCUAAAGGUCUCUGAGGGUGAUUGUAGGAUCUUUUUGAAUUAUAAAAUGUCUUUAAUAAUGUAGGGAUUUUUUCGUGUUAUAACGUCUGCAGACUCCCGAGAGAUUGUUACAGUGCUUGGGCACCAACAUAUCCUGAGGGAUUCUGAAGAUGUUAUAACACGAAAUGAACAUGUGCUAACGCUAUUCUAGCAUAAAAAAGCGUAAAAACUAAUAAAUGUAUACAUUGUCCCUCAGUGUCAUAAAAUUUCCAUGAAAUGCACAGGAGUUUUUGAGUUUUUUUCACGUUGACGUCAUUUCCAUUGAAUUAUCCAUUUUGGGGCCGUUAUACGUUUACGCUUUGUCGCAGAAUGUGCAUAUAUAUAAAAAAGUGU
Messenger RNA from Mercenaria mercenaria, 6083 nucleotides. Its product is annotated as core-binding factor subunit beta-like. Lineage: Eukaryota; Metazoa; Mollusca; Bivalvia; Venerida; Veneridae. Gene Ontology annotation, molecular function: transcription coactivator activity; sequence-specific DNA binding. Gene Ontology annotation, biological process: regulation of transcription by RNA polymerase II. Bases 7 to 657 code for a protein of 216 amino acids. Gene Ontology annotation, cellular component: nucleus; core-binding factor complex. The transcript is spliced from 7 exons. The record is from RefSeq and is a predicted model, not a curated record.